Messenger RNA from Cheilinus undulatus (humphead wrasse), 2925 nucleotides. It is a transcript of the gene capn3b, whose product is annotated as calpain 3b. The coding region runs from base 244 to 2559 and encodes 771 amino acids. Gene Ontology annotation, biological process: negative regulation of apoptotic process; proteolysis. The record is from RefSeq and is a predicted model, not a curated record. Gene Ontology annotation, molecular function: calcium ion binding; calcium-dependent cysteine-type endopeptidase activity. The transcript has 23 exons. Gene Ontology annotation, cellular component: cytoplasm. Lineage: Eukaryota; Metazoa; Chordata; Actinopteri; Labriformes; Labridae.
UCUGAGAGCACUGGUGUGAGAGGCUGUUGGUUUCCUGGCUGCCCACAAGCAGUGAUAAUAUUUCCCAGCAAAUAAAGGAACUAAAAGUGUAACAGGAGCCAGGGAGGACAGGAAGUUUCUUUGGGGCUGUUUUGCAAGUUCAUACUGCUUCUGCAAAUUUGGAGGGACUUCUAAGUUUCUUACUGCACUUUAUGAGCUGACUUUAAAGCAGGGAUUCCAAAAGCUGAGGAAUUCGCUGAUAAAAUGGGGGACAAGACACACGAAGAUAAAGCACCUCUUGUUGAGGACACAAAAGUGAAGGUGCUCUUUGAAACUGAGGCAUCACUUGGACCUGAUGGCAAAGCUGAAUACUCUCUCACUGGGAGUAACUCCAUCUACUCUGCGAUUCUGAGCAGAAAUGAGGCUGUCAAGGAUGCCAAGCGUCUUAAGACUUUCUUGGAGCUACGAGAUAAAUAUGUGAGGAAGAAAGUGGUGUUUGAAGACCCUCUGUUCCCAGCAAAUGACUCCUCUCUCUUCUAUAGUCAUAAACCCUCAAUGAAGAUUGAGUGGAAACGUCCCUCGGAACUUUGUGAAGACCCCCAGUUUAUCAUAGAUGGAGCCAAAAGGACGGACAUCUGUCAAGGAAAAUUGGGUGACUGCUGGCUGCUGGCCGCCAUCGCCUGUCUGACAGUGAACGAGAAGCUGCUGUACAGAGUGAUUCCCCCGGAUCAGAGCUUCACUGAGAACUAUGCUGGGAUCUUUCACUUUCAGUUCUGGCGUUAUGGUGAAUGGAUUGAUGUAGUUGUAGACGACCGCAUCCCAACCUGCAACAACCAGCUGGUGUUUACCAAAUCUUUCAGGGAGAACGAGUUCUGGAGCGCUCUUCUGGAGAAAGCCUAUGCCAAGUUGCACGGGUGUUAUGAAGCUCUGAAAGGUGGAAACACUUUGGAAGCCAUGGAGGAUUUCACAGGAGGAGUCACUGAGUUCUUUGAGCUGUCAGAGUCGCCCAAAGAGCUGUACAAAAUCAUGAAGAAGGCGCUGGAGAGAGGCUCGCUGAUGGGCUGCUCCAUAGAUGUUUAUUCAGCCAGUGAAAUGGAGAGUCGGACUGAUCUGGGUCUGGUCAGAGGUCAUGCCUACUCCAUCAUAGACCUAGCGGAGUGUGACGAGGUUGGAAAGAAGACGAAAAUACGCCUGAUGCGUUUACGUAAUCCCUGGGGUUGGGUGCUGUGGAAGGGACCAUGGAGUCCAAAUUCAGAGGAGUGGUCGACUCUUUCCAUCGCAGACAGAGAAAAUCUUAAAAAACAAACUGUAGAGGCAAGUGAGUUUUGGAUGUCUUAUGAUGAUUUCAAGAAGAACUUCACAAAGCUGGAGAUGUGUAACCUGACCCCUGACACACUGCAGGGGGAUGAGAGAUGUACCUGGACCGUGUCAGUCAAUGAGGGUCGCUGGGUGAGAGGAAGCUCCGCAGGUGGCUGCAGGAACUUUCCAGACACAUUCUGGACAAACCCACAGUACCGACUGCAGCUGUUUGAAGAGGAUGAUGACCCAGAGGACGGGCAGGUUGCCUGCACGGUUGUUGUGGCUCUGAUGCAAAAAGGUCGGAGGAGGCUGCGCCACCAGGGGGCCAAAUUCCUCACCAUUGGAUUUUCCAUUUAUGAGGUACCAAAAGAGAUGCGUGGAAAGAACCAACAUCUGCAGAAGGACUUCUUCCUCUACACAGCAUCCAAAGCUAAAUGUAAAACCUACAUAAACCUUCGAGAGGUGACGGAUCGUUUCCGUCUGCCUCCAGGAGAGUACGUCAUUAUCCCUACAACCUUCGAAAAGCAUCAGGAAGGAGAGUUCCUCCUGAGGGUCUUCUCUGAGAAGCAGAGCACCUCUGAGGAGACUGAGAGCACAAUCGGAUCAGACCAAAUACAGCAAGGCAAGAAAAAGAAAGACAAGCCCAUUGUAUUUGUGUCAGACAGAGCCAAAGCCAACAAAGAAAUCGAGCACGACAGCAUUCUGGGGGAAAAGAAGAAAAAGCCAAAGCGUAAACUUCUUGAGCCAGAGGAGGAGACGGAAGAGGAAAAGCAGUUCAGAGCAAUUUUCCAGAAGAUUGCUGGUGAGGACAUGCAGAUCUGCGCCAGUGAACUCAAAACAGUCAUGAAGAACGUCCUCUCCAAACACAGUGAAAUAAAGAGCGAAGGUUUCAGCCUUGAAACAUGUCGGAGUAUGAUCGCACUUAUGGAUACUGACGGGACGGGAAAGCUGAGCCUGCAGGAGUUCAAACACUUGUGGAAAAAGAUCAAGGCUUGGCAGCUGAUCUUCAGACGUUACGAUAAAAACAAUACAUCCUCCAUCAGCAGUUUUGAGAUGAGGAACGCUGUUAAGGAAGCAGGGUUUCACCUAAACAACCAGUUAUAUGACAUCAUAGCCAUGCGCUACGCAGAUGAACAUCUCAACAUUGACUUCGACAGUUACAUCUGCUGUUUUGUGAGGCUAGAGGGCAUGUUCAGAGCCUUUAAUGCCUUUGAUAAAGACGGUGAUGGAAUAAUCAAACUCAAUGUCCUUGAGUGGCUUCAGCUGACCAUGUAUUCAUAAGUCCCCCUCUUGAACAUCGACCUGGCAGCAAAAUGUUGGUUCUCACAUUAAUGACUCAACUUCUGGAUGGAAUUUUUUUUCCUCUACAUUUUUUGGCACAGAUUUUACAAAUACAGCAAAAUCCAUGUCUUGACGUAAAAACGGCAGUCAGUGAUUUAUGCUGUUUUAUGUGGUAUUUAGGUUCACAAAGCCUAUGCUGGGUUAGAUUUGAUCUGCUGUUCUCACUUACUUUUUAGCCUGCUAUCCAGUCAUUAAUGCUUCUAACAGAAUGUGAUCAGCAUUACAAAGCAAGAGUGUAAAUUAAUAUUUUGAUUGUCUCAUUGGGUAAAUAAAAUGUACUGUAUGUUUCUGAAAUACAGCAAGUGA